Messenger RNA from Panonychus citri (citrus red mite), 901 nucleotides. RefSeq names its product NPC intracellular cholesterol transporter 2-like. Gene Ontology annotation, biological process: sterol transport. Lineage: Eukaryota; Metazoa; Arthropoda; Arachnida; Trombidiformes; Tetranychidae. The transcript is spliced from 2 exons. Gene Ontology annotation, molecular function: sterol binding. The record is from RefSeq and is a predicted model, not a curated record. Bases 312 to 782 code for a protein of 156 amino acids.
UAAAUAGUUGAAUUGUUCCUAUCGUUCAAUUUUGACUCUCUAAGCAACUAAAUGACUGUUAAUUGUUUAGCUGAGUCUGUUUGAUUUCAACAAGCUACUCUUACUGAUUAUCAGCAGCUCUUAUAUUAAAAACAAUUACAUCUUUCAAUUAAUCAUCCUAAUUAUCUUCAUCAAACAACAUCGUCCAUUUAACUGAUACAAGAAUAAAGAAAUCGUCUUGAUUGUUAACAUUGAUUUUGUCUUUUCCUGCUAUUUUCUGGUGACAAUAUCAAGUCAAUACAAUUGUAGUAGUAAAUUAUAGCCAGAUAAUCAUGUUUAAAUCGGUGUUAAUUGUUUUCUCCUUUCUAGUAAUUGGACAAUUGUCACCUUCAUGGGCAACAAUUAUUCGUGAUUGUAAUUCUGAAACUGGUAAAUUAAUCAGUUUAUCGGUUACUGGUUGUUCAUUCAACGAGGAUAGUGAUAAAUGUGUUCUAAACAAAGGAGAAACAUCAACUUUAGUAGCUACUUUUCAAAAUUUUAAUCAAACGUCUCAGGCAAAUUUGAAAAUCUUUGGAAUCUUAAUGAAAAGAAUUCCAGUUCCAUUUAUAAUCGAACCCAAUGCUUGUGCCAGUUGGGGUGUUCAUUGUCCACUAUCAGCGAACUCACAAUCAACGAUGACCAUUUCUUUGCCGAUUAAAGAUGAAUAUCCAGCAAUACCUGUUGAUAUUCAAGUGUCAUUAUUGGAUGAUAAGAAAAAAACAAUUUUCUGUCUUCAAUUUGCAGCUCAAAUUGAAAAAAAGUAGAGCAAUUUGAUUACAAUUGAUAAAAAUCAACAGGUUGAAAUAAUAAACAAACAAAAUAUCCAUUCCAAUUAACUGAGUUUCUAUAAAUAAAUUAAAUUAUCAAUCCUUGUUUACGGAAA